Ixodes scapularis (black-legged tick) is the source of this 516-nucleotide messenger RNA. RefSeq lists its product as uncharacterized. The transcript has a single exon. The record is from RefSeq and is a predicted model, not a curated record. The coding region runs from base 1 to 516 and encodes 171 amino acids. Lineage: Eukaryota; Metazoa; Arthropoda; Arachnida; Ixodida; Ixodidae.
AUGAGCCUAGCGGUGCCGCCUCCUUUCCUUUCCUCUUCCGGACGACCUGUUAUCCCGUGGAAACAGUGGCGGCGAGUGUUCCCAAAUUACCUGCUGGUUUCGGGGGGAGGCGCCCAUGGACCUGCUCGGCGGAAGGCCAGAUUUCUACAUUGCUUCGGUGUCGAAGCACACCGAGUCUUCACACUUCCGGCGACUCACCCUCCGGUACCACUGAAGGUACCAACUGCAGGCGCGAAGACACCGACUACGCCGGAGGAGUACAAUGUCGCUUUGGCGGCCCUAGAGACCAACUUCGCGGCAGCUUCCAACGCGGUCGUGGAACGGUACCGCUUCAGGCAAGGAGCGCAGCUACCGGGGGAGCCCGUCGAAGUACUUCUGACCGAGCUGCGAUACCUGUCAACGGACGGCGAGUUCGCACUCUUGAUGGCCGAGUUCAUCCGAGAUCAGCUGGUGGCGAAGACUACGAGGCAGCAGUUACGAGAGCGUCUAUUCCUGGAAGGUAGUGGUCUGACCUGA